Lampris incognitus (smalleye Pacific opah) is the source of this 2448-nucleotide messenger RNA. It is a transcript of the gene unkl, whose product is annotated as unk like zinc finger. Gene Ontology annotation, molecular function: metal ion binding. The coding region runs from base 1 to 2448 and encodes 815 amino acids. Lineage: Eukaryota; Metazoa; Chordata; Actinopteri; Lampriformes; Lampridae. The transcript has 16 exons. The record is from RefSeq and is a predicted model, not a curated record.
AUGCCGUCGGUUUCGAAAACGGCGGCCAAUGCUUCUCCUCAAACUGAGAAACCUACCCAUUAUACCUAUUUGAAGGAGUUCAGGACGGAGCAGUGUCCGCUGUUCCUUCAGCACAAGUGUACGCAGCACAGACCCUUUACCUGUUUCCACUGGCAUUUCCUCAACCAGCGGCGAAGGCGGCCCAUCAGAAGACGAGACGGGACUUUCAACUACAGCCCCGAUGUCUACUGCACAAAGUACGACGAGACUACAGGGAUUUGCCCGGAUGGAGACGACUGUCCAUACUUACACCGAACCACUGGUGACACAGAACGAAAGUAUCAUCUGCGUUAUUACAAGACAGGCACUUGCAUCCAUGAGACAGAUGCUCGUGGACAUUGUGUGAAGAAUGGCCUGCACUGUGCUUUUGCCCAUGGCCCACAUGAUCUCCGACCCCCAGUCUAUGACAUCAGAGAGAUCCAAGCACAGGAGGCCCUCCAGAAUGGACAGUUGGGAUCAGGGGAGGGAAUCCCUGACCUUCAGCCAGGUGUGCUGGCCAGCCAAGCCAUGAUUGAGAAGACACUUACGGAAGACCCCAGAUGGCAAGAUACCAAUUUUGUAUUAGCAAACUACAAAACGGAUCAAUGCACCAAGCCUCCAAGACUAUGCAGACAGGGGUAUGCCUGCCCCCACUACCACAACAGUCGAGACCGAAGAAGAAACCCGCGCAAGUUCAAGUACAGGUCAACCCCAUGCCCUAAUGUGAAACAUGGGGAUGAGUGGGGUGAGCCCUCCAAGUGUGAAAGCGGAGACAGUUGCCAGUAUUGUCAUUCCCGCACCGAGCAGCAGUUUCACCCUGAGAUCUACAAAUCCACCAAAUGCAAUGACAUGAGGCAAACUGGAUACUGUCCCCGAGGACCGUUUUGUGCAUUCGCACACGUGGAAAGAAUUCCCUCUACAGAGGAAACCAUGAGCUCAUUACUAACAGCGAUUCAGUCAGGUUCACAGAGCCAGCUGAGCUCUCAGCAGUAUUCAGAGUGUCCAGGCAGUGAAUGGAACAGUGGAGGCAACGCCACCACCAGUGUGACCAGCAGCAAUGGCCAAGUAGGAAGUGUUUCAUGUUCUAAUAGCCCAACUGUAACGCCAAGCUCAGGAAGCAACAGUUUGUUAUCCCCAGUGGGAUCCGUCGGCAGGCCCAAACCCUUAACUAAUGGUAGUUUAUGUUCAGAGUCCACCACAUCCAGUGUGUCAUCUCUGACGUCUAACUAUCCUAAAGCUCCGGGCUUUGAACGUGAGGAUCAGGUACACAGUCUGCUUUCUAAUAAGGGACAGGUGGAUCAAAAACUGGUGGACCUAGACAAGACACAAAAUACAACGUUCUCUGCAGUGAACCCUCUGGCAUCAAGCAUUACGUCAAGUAUAACAUCAAGUCUAGCCUCUAGUAUUGGUUCAGACAGCUCCUCACCCACCACCUUAUCAACCAUGAACGCGAAAGCCACUCCUUUCUAUCCAGGGAGCAAUACAGUAGAAUCUGUCAUAGGAUCUGCUCUUGACCUGAACUUCAGUGACAUUAAUGUUGCGUCUCUUGAUAAAGAGCUAGAAGAUCAAGAAAACAAUGUAGGAUUAGCAAGUCAAAGGCUGCUUGCUGGAUCUGCUCCGGUCAACAUUCCCGGCUCCCUUGCGCGAUCCUCCUCCUUUAAUUCUUCCUCCUCCCUCUCCACCUCCCCUCUGAGUUCCCUCUCCCAGUCUCUUUCCCAGUCCCUGCUGUCAGGAAUGGUAUCCCAGCCAAAUCAGCCCCCUGCCAUAUUGACUAAACAAGAGCACGGUAUCCUGGGAACACCCACCUCCUCUUCCCAGAACUCCCUGGGCUUGAAUGGAGGAACUGGCAACAUAUGGGACUUUGUAAGUGGCAGCUUUUCCCCCAGCCCAUCUCCAGUAUUCAGCAGCCUCACCUCAACAACCAGCACUGCUGAUCUGGCCCGCCUUUUCAGAGAGCUGGACGAGGCCAAGAGGAAGAUCAAACAAUGGGAGGAAGCCUGGCAUCAGGUCAAACAGGCUUUUGAGGCUUGCCAGAAAGAUGCUCAUGAGGCAAAAGAGCAAGCAAAAUCCGCCGAGGUGGAGCGACAGCUGGCAGAGCAGAAAUGGGAGGAGACAGAGCGCAAGCUGAAAGAGCUCCAGGGAGACUUUGAUGCGUUCUGCCGCACCCCCAGGAUGCCACUCCUACGCAGCUAUGGAGAGCUGGACCAGCUGCCCCUGUCGAAGCUCCAUUCCAUCCAGAAUCAGCUGCGUAGUGACCUAGACCUCAUUGACGGGGUAAUUUAUCAGCUACAGUCAAAGAAAUGUAUAGUUUGCCAAAAGCAUGAUCGUUGCAUCGUUCUGCAGCCUUGCCAACAUUAUGUACUUUGUGAGAACUGUGCGCCUAGUAAAACAGAAUGUCCCUACUGUAGAACAAAAAUAUUGAAGUGGUGA